Molecule: messenger RNA, 2361 nt
Organism: Fusarium proliferatum ET1
Lineage: Eukaryota; Fungi; Ascomycota; Sordariomycetes; Hypocreales; Nectriaceae
Exons: 1
Coding region: 1-2361 (786 amino acids)
Source: RefSeq, a predicted model, not a curated record
AUGGAGGUGGCCGGCCUUGCUAUUGGAGUCGUCCCCUUAGCCAUUGAGCUUUUCAAGCAAUCGAUUUCCGCAUACAAGAUUUUCAUCGAAGCAAAGGAACUCGAAAAGACCGCAACGCACCUCGGAACAAGGCUUGCUAUCGAGGAACGUCGUUUGGCCCAAUGGGGUCAAGGCACGGGACUUUCGAGCGAAGCUAAAUCGGAGUCUGGCCUUGAGCCUGACGACAGUAAUCUGGAUCGACGACUUCUUGAGAAUGAGGCCCUUUGCCAGGUCGUUGUUCGGACUUUGACGUGUGUUAGAGAUGUCUUCGAUGACACGGACUGUUUAUCCGACAAAUAUGGUGUCAAGCUAUCAUCCUCCGAAAAGGCAGAUUCAGAAGCCAAUUCGUCCUCGAAGAGCACCAGGUCUUAUAUUUCCAAAAUCGGGCGAUUCAAAUGGGCCAUCAUGGAUAAAGAAAAGUUUAAUGAUCUGUUACAACAGUUGAAGUACUACAAUGACAGUCUAUACAGCCUCCUUCCUCGCGAAAUUGGCUUCACAAUCACCCGAGACGUUCUAGCAGUACUUGUCGCCUCUGCGAGUAAAGAUAGUCUGGAGGUUUAUCGAUCGUUGGGCACGAGUCGAGAAAGUUUGGUCUCUUCAGGCAGUAUGGAUCAAUACAAAAGGAUCUCAUCCGCAGCGUCUGUGGCACUACAGAUCAGCGGCCAGAGUCCCAAGGUAGAUGAGGUCUUGGUUAUCCCGCGAAAUGAGAUUCAGCCUGAUGGGCAGGGCUCUCGCUUGGGUACGUGGGAGCAGAGGCGCGUUUUCCUCGAGACACAUCAGACCAUUCGAUCAGACGCCCAGGGUAGCAAGCAUCGAAACACUCGACUCUUGGCUUCUCUCUUGAGUCAAGCGAGGAUGUCUCAGGAUUUUAGCACUCCUCGCUGCCUGGGAAUUUCCUUUAUGGACACAGAAACGCCAACGAUGAUCCACGAGCUGCCUGAUGAUGUUGACCCAGUAGCGGAGCCAGUAACACUGCACGAGAUGAUGAGUAACGGAAAUAGCCGGAUUCCUACACUGGACGAUCGAUUUCAACUAGCCCAGGCCAUUUGUAGGGCUAUCUUUCAGAUGCACUCUGCCGGAUGGAUGCAUAAAGAUAUAUCGUCAAAGAAUAUUCUCUUCUUUAAAGACAAGGACGCAGGUGGAGCAUAUCGAGUUGAUCGACCAUAUCUCAAGGGAUUUAGAUUUUCUCGCAAAACAAACUUUGUGGGAAACAAUGAGAAAGAGACUGGCAAGGCCGCCGGGAUGGGUUCAGAUUGGGAGACUGACGACUCUGCUGAUGGAAAGGCUGUUGCGCCGCCAAAGCGGGAUAGAUCACCCUGGGGGUCGGAUAGCCGCAGUAAGGGAGGUGAGAGCAGACGUUCUCAGCCUUUAAGACGAACUACAAAAUCAAAUCAAGGGUUUUUUACAGCGGUCCAGGGAGCUUUUACACCUUCACUGUGGAAUGGCUUAUCAGGUGGAUCUGGCAAGCGAAGUUAUUAUUCUGACAGGCGAAGUAAUGCAAAUGAUUCAAGACGGUCUGGACCUUUGAGGCGAAAAGCCAGGCCGAGUACCCAUUCGCAAGAGUCAUAUGUGGUUCUCAGAGGAGAACAUGAGAACACCGACUUAUUACGAGAAGCAAUCUACCAGCACCCAGCCUAUGUCUUUCACAAGCUUAUAUCCGAAGCGCCUCCGGAUGACAAUUACGAACUGGGGGAGUAUGCACGUCAUAACAAGCGAGACUCAUACUACAAGCAGAGACACGAGUACUACUCUUUAGGUCUAUUACUUCUCGAGAUUGGGCUGUGGCGACCGGUUGAGUCUAUGGGUCUCCUCUCACAACCGGUUGCUUCAAUGGGAAUGCGAGAGGUGGCCUGGCUCGCAUACAAUUUCGGCUUCUGGGAAGAUCGGGAUCUGAACGGCCGGUUGAUGACCGCUACAAAGUCUAUCCGAGCAGCGCGCGGAAGACUUUUUGACACCAUGGUACCUGACGUGCCGAUCACAUGGUCAGAAGAGCUCGAGUCUUAUGUCAGCCAGCUGCGCCGAGUUCUCGACGAGGAGCAGAUAGAAGGUAUGUCGCUUAGCGCGUGGAAUGCUGCAAGCGCUCAGGAGAAGGAAUCUUUCUGGUCGUUGUGGGAUGAGGUCUAUCCUCAUGUUCUUCUGAGAAAUGAUGCUAUUGAACUUACCAAGCGGAGUGUCGGGUUGGCGAUGGGUCGUAGGUACAGAGAUGUAAUCGUUCGAUGCUUGACUUCAGAUUUCAGUGUGCCAGAGUCCUCAAGCGAGUUAAAGUGGCUGAGAUCGUUCAAUUGGCUGAUAGUUAAAGAAUUAGAGAAGUGCCAGGCUUAG